Besnoitia besnoiti is the source of this 1050-nucleotide messenger RNA. Its product is annotated as putative aminotransferase. Gene Ontology annotation, biological process: biosynthetic process. The transcript is spliced from 11 exons. The record is from RefSeq and is a predicted model, not a curated record. The coding region runs from base 1 to 1050 and encodes 349 amino acids. NCBI's taxonomy places the organism in Eukaryota, Apicomplexa, Conoidasida, Eucoccidiorida, Sarcocystidae. Gene Ontology annotation, molecular function: pyridoxal phosphate binding; L-2-aminoadipate:2-oxoglutarate transaminase activity.
AUGGCUGAAAACGACCCGGAGUUCUUCAUGUAUGGCGUCCCGGAGGGAUUCCUUCAGUUCCGCGAGAGUCUCGCGGGCUACCUGAGUUCGGAGUACGGCUUUCCCGUGGACCCUGACCAUCUCAUGGCGGUCAACGGAUCUGCUGGGGGACUGGAUCUCGUCUGCAAAGUCUACACUCAAGCGGGGGACGUCGUCUUCACGGAGAACCCCACGUACUUUCUCGCCUAUCCGACCUUUCGGGACUUUGGGCUCAAGCCUGUCGAGAUCCCGAUGGACAAAGACGGCGUCAACAUCGAGGCCUUCGAGGAAAUGCUUCUCAAGCACAAGCCCAAGUUCUUCUACACCAUCCCCGUGGCGCACAACCCCACAGGGCGUACGACUUCAGUGGAGAAGAGAAAGAAGAUUGUGGAGCUGGCGGUCAAGCACAACUUCAAAAUUGUUGCGGACGAGGUGUACCAACUGCUCUGCUUCGAGGGCGUCGACGUGCCGCCGCCCUUCGCGGCGUUCGACCACAAAGAGGAGCACUGCGUCAUCUCCAUCGGGUCCUUCAGCAAAAUCCUCGCUCCGGCUCUCCGCCUCGGAUGGCUUCAGGCUCACCCGUCGCUGUUGAAGCGUCUCCUUAUGUGCGGUCUCAUCGAGUCUGGAGGUUGCCUCAACCCCAUCAUCUGCGGUGUCGUCCAGAAGGCCAUUGACCUGGGUAUUCUCCAGGACAACGUCGUCGCCACCCGCCGCGCUCUCUUUAAGAGAUGCGACAGACUCAAGGCAUCGCUUUCCAAAUACAUGCCGACGGAAGCGACGUUCGAGGAGCCUAUUGGCGGCUAUUUCCUGAUUGUCAAGCUCCCGCCGGGAAUCAUGUCGUUGGAUUUGCUGGAAGAAGCAAACAAGAACCACAAGGUCUCUUUCCUUCCUGGGACAACGUUCGGAAAGGGAUUCGAUGACUACAUUCGCCUUUCGUUCUCGUACUACAGCGAGGACGACAUUGAGACCGGCGUGCAGCGUAUCGCUGAGGCUGUGAAAGUGUUGAUGAAGAAGCAGAAUGGAUCAGCAUAA